AAGAGCAUGCUGGGAACGGUAGAGCGGCGGAGACGCUCAGGGAGGGGUGGGGCCACAUCCGGGAGGGACACUAGUCACCAUUCCUACCUCUACCGCCACUCUUUAUCACUCCCUGCUUGUCGGUCGCAGAGCCUAAAGUUAAACGCUAGCCAUGAAUCUUCCUUUCCACGGCCGUCAGAGUCGCACCUGAAGGUCUUAAGAAGCUGCCCUAGGCACAGUAGCAAUAAGGAACUCAGGACAAUGGAAGAGCGGAAAGUGAAGAGGAGGAGCCCUAAGUCCUUUAGUGCCCACCCUGCUCAGGUUGUUAAUGCCAAAAAAAAUGCCAUUCCAGUAAGUAAAAGCACAGGGUUUUCAAAUCCUGCAUCACAGUCAACUUCACAGCGACCAAAGUUAAAAAGAGUGACGAAAGAGAAGACCAAACCUCAGGCUGGAGAAGGGAAGGGAGCUCAGUCGACGCCGAUCCAACACUCCUUCCUCACCGAUGUCUCAGAUGUGCAGGAGAUGGAGCGAGGGCUCCUCAGUCUUUUGAAUGAUUUCCACUCAGGAAAGCUUCAAGCCUUUGGAAAUGAGUGUUCCAUAGAACAGAUGGAACACGUUCGGGGAAUGCAGGAAAAACUAGCCCGCUUGAAUCUGGAGCUGUACGGGGAGUUAGAGGAGCUUCCUGAGGACAAGAGGAAGACAGCGAGUGACGCCAAUCUAGACCGGCUGCUGUCUGAUUUAGAAGAAUUGAACUCUUCUAUACAAAAACUCCACUUGGCAGAUGCACAAGAUGUUCCAAACACUUCAACCAGCUGAACUGAAAUGCGGUCCACGUUCCUGGGAUUUGCAGCAAAGCUGCAUUCUUUACUUUUCCAGCUGAAUCCAGUAGCGAAUCAUCUCGCACCACAGGAAUUACAGUAAUUAAAGUGCCAGUGCAACGAUUGUUUCCACACACUGCUCUUAGUAAGUCCGCUUGCUGUUGUGCACCGCUGGUGCAGGUCUAGGGCUGGCUGAGAACUCGUCCAUCAGGAGAUAUCAUGCGGGGCUGCUGCUCGCUUCCUGCUGUUGCCUUAUGGGUUCUACUUGAAGUGCAUUGUGCUCAAAGUGCUCGCCAGGGCUGCAGGCCGCGCCCUCCCUGAGCUGCCACUUCCCUAGUGAAGACCCUAAGUUGAUGGAGCGCAAGCUUCUGUGGCAGCCCAGCUUCUGUUUACCUUAGACAAUCAGUGCACAUAUAAGGGUGUACUCCAGUGGCCAGUGACAACAAAAUGUUAAAUGAGUAUUUGUGAGAUUUGCUAUUUUUAAUAAAGUGAUUGAUUUAAAUUCA
Messenger RNA from Heterocephalus glaber (naked mole-rat), 1303 nucleotides. It is a transcript of the gene Ccdc28a, whose product is annotated as coiled-coil domain containing 28A. The record is from RefSeq and is a predicted model, not a curated record. NCBI's taxonomy places the organism in Eukaryota, Metazoa, Chordata, Mammalia, Rodentia, Bathyergidae.